Messenger RNA from Bombyx mandarina (wild silkworm), 438 nucleotides. RefSeq lists its product as uncharacterized. Lineage: Eukaryota; Metazoa; Arthropoda; Insecta; Lepidoptera; Bombycidae. The record is from RefSeq and is a predicted model, not a curated record.
AUGGUUUCUAAAGUAUUAGUAGGAAUUUAUGAAAAUAUGGAAAAAUCAUUAAGAGCCGCAGGAGUAAUAGCCGGAGAUCUAUAUCUAGCUAGUCGAGACGAUUGGCCCAGUCCUCAGAUGAAUCGUGAUCAAAGAUGUCUUCCGCUUAGUGCAGAAGCUGAGCAAAAAUUGUUCUUUGAAAGUACCGACACCGGAUCGACGCUGAACCGGAAGUCUGGGCGGCAUAUGAAAUAUCCAUACACACUGUCAGCAAAAAUAGCGCAAUUUCCGUUGUUCUAUUAUAUGAAGAAUAAUAUUAUAUGGAUGUACUAUCCUCUUGGGAUUUUAACGGGGUUUUAUUUUUUCAUGAAAAUUCAUGUGGUUGUUAAUUCAGAUGAAAAUAAGCGUAGUUGGGCUGAAUCGCAAAGAAAGAUUGCAGAAAAAGAAGCCCACCAUUGA